Symbiodinium necroappetens is the source of this 115-nucleotide messenger RNA. The record is from the annotation of a GenBank genome assembly. NCBI's taxonomy places the organism in Eukaryota, Dinophyceae, Suessiales, Symbiodiniaceae.
AUGGCCGCCGACGGCCAACGACUGGGCCGCUGGCCUCUUGUACCUCCUCUCCAGUGUCGGCUUGAGCUACUAUGGCUACACUGGCGUGAAGGCCCUGUUGGGACCUCACAGUCUG